Molecule: messenger RNA, 4713 nt
Organism: Hemiscyllium ocellatum (epaulette shark)
Lineage: Eukaryota; Metazoa; Chordata; Chondrichthyes; Orectolobiformes; Hemiscylliidae
Gene: dhtkd1
Product: dehydrogenase E1 and transketolase domain containing 1
Exons: 17
Coding region: 197-2974 (925 amino acids)
Biological process (GO): tricarboxylic acid cycle
Molecular function (GO): oxoglutarate dehydrogenase (succinyl-transferring) activity; thiamine pyrophosphate binding
Source: RefSeq, a predicted model, not a curated record
UUUGUUUUUAUUUGCCAGCAUUCCCAUCAGCAGGAACCUGUCACAGUUUUGGAGGUGGUUUCUGCGCCGUGACCUCCUUCUCAAUCCCUUUGCUGCACAUGGCCGUGUCAGAUUGUGGCCUUUAAAGCGAGGGAGGGCGAGAGAGCAGGGGCAGCUAGCUCUCCCCCACCCACCCCCAGCCCGAGCGAGUGAAGCGAUGUCGGUUCCUGUGCUGAAUGCAAUGAGAGGCUGUGUGCGGCACAGGCAACUAGCCUGGCCCUUCACCCUCAGGCGCCUGUACCGCAGCGAGAGGGGAGUCUAUGGUUACAAACCAGCCAGGAACAAUGACAGUGGGCUCAAGGUACCCAGAGAGGAAGCCCCAGUCCAAGUUGACCAUGGUUUAGAACGACUGGUGACAGCAUAUCGAGAACAUGGCCACAAAGCAGCUAAAAUCGACCCCUUGAGUCAAGGUGUGAUUGAGAUGAUUCCUGAGAUCCAGGUUUUAACUGAAGCACUUCAGGGUCAUGACCUGUUCUGCACAAAAGGAAUGUUAAACUUUGGGAAAGAGGAAGCCACUUUGGAGGAGGUGUUGGCCUAUUUGGAACAGACAUACUGCAGGCACAUAUCUGUUGAGAUCGGCCAACUGGAGACCAUGGCUGAGAGAGAAUGGUUUGCUCAGCGGUUCGAGCAAGCAAAAUGCGAAACUUUAACCCCAGAAGAGAAGAGACACUUAGUGAAGCUAAUGCUGGAGUCUCAGGAAUUCGAUCGCUUCUUGGCCACUAAGUUUUCCACUGUAAAACGUUAUGGUGGUGAGGGCGCAGAGAGCAUGAUGGGAUUCUUCCACGAAUUGUUCCGAAAUGCAGCGUUCAAUGGUGUGGUUGACGUGAUACUGGGAAUGCCUCACCGAGGGCGACUCAACCUCUUGACAGGGCUCCUGCAAUUUCCUCCUGAGUUGAUGUUCCGUAAAAUGCGUGGAUUGAGCGAAUUCCCUGAAAACUCCCCGGCCACUGGAGAUGUCUUGUCUCAUCUUACCUCCUCGGUGGACCUGGACUUUGGCUGCGACCGCCCACUACAUGUCACCAUGCUCCCUAACCCUUCCCACCUGGAGGCUGUGAACCCAGUCGCUGUUGGGAAGACCCGUGGGAGACAGCAGUCUCGCCAGGAUGGGGAUUACUCAGCAAGUGGCUCUGCACAGUCAGGAGACAAAGCCAUUUGUGUACAGGUGCACGGAGAUGCUUCUUUCCCAGGACAAGGUAUUGUUGCUGAAACCUUCACUCUCUCGAACCUCCCUCACUACCGAGUCGGUGGCAGCAUUCACCUGAUUGUCAAUAAUCAGUUAGGCUACACCACACCCACCGAGAGAGCCAAAUCCUCACUCUACAACAGUGAUAUAGGUAGGAUGGUUCAUUGUGCUGUGAUUCACGUGAAUGGUGACGACGCAGAAGAAGUAAUACGAGCCACAAGACUGGCUGUUGACUAUCAGCGACGUUUCCGAAAGGACGUGAUCAUAGACUUGCUCUGCUACAGGCAGUGGGGCCACAAUGAACUUGAUGACCCCACCUUCACAAACCCCACCAUGUACAAAAUUAUCAGAUCCCGUAAAAGCAUUCCAGACUUGUAUGCGGAGCAGUUAGUAGCAGAUGGCCUCUUGACCGAGCAGGAGGUUUCCAGUAUUAAAACUUCUUAUUAUGCUAAACUAAAUGACCAUUUAACAAACGCGGCUUCAUUUUCACCGCCGGCUCCAAAUCUGCAGGCUCACUGGAGUGGCUUGGUGGAACCUUCACUCAGGGUCAGUACGUGGGACACUGGAAUGCCCAUUGACCUGCUGAAGUAUGUGGGUGCCAAGUCUGUGGAGGUUCCAAAGGAAAUAACCAUGCAUGGACAUCUGGUGAAAACACACAUACAGGCUCGACUGCAGAAACUGGAAGAGGGCGCAAAGCUGGACUGGUCUACGGCAGAGUCACUGGCCAUUGGAACUUUACUGUGUCAAGAUUUUAAUGUGCGUUUAAGUGGACAGGACGUUGGUCGUGGCACCUUCAGUCAACGACAUGCAAUGGUUGUUUGCCAGGAAACUGGUGACACUUACAUCCCACUCAACCAUAUCAGUUCAGAACAAAAAGGAUUUUUUGAGGUCUGUAACAGUCCAUUGUCUGAAGAGGCAGUGCUGGGUUUUGAGUAUGGGAUGAGUAUUGAAAACCCAAAGCUACUUCCCAUAUGGGAAGCCCAGUUUGGAGACUUCUUCAAUGGUGCUCAAAUUAUAUUUGACACAUUUAUCUCUGGAGGUGAAGCGAAAUGGUUGUUACAAAGUGGGAUUGUUAUUCUCCUCCCACACGGCUAUGAUGGUGCAGGCCCAGAACACUCCUCCUGUCGUUUGGAGCGUUUUCUCCAGAUGAGCGACAGCAAGGAGGAAGGCGUUGACGGGGACCAUGUCAACAUGUCCAUUGUACAUCCCACUACCCCAGCACAAUACUUUCACUUACUGCGCCGGCAGAUGGUUCGAAAUUUCCGUAAACCUCUGAUUGUAGCCUCGCCGAAAAUGUUGCUGCGUCUCCCAGCUGCUGUCUCCAGUUUGGAUGAGAUGGCACCAGGAACCACUUUUAAACCAGUUAUCGGGGAUUCAUCAGUGGAUCCAAAAAUGGUAACUCGAGUUGUGCUAUGUUCUGGAAAACACUAUUAUACACUGGUUAAACACCGAGAAUCUUUAGGAGAGGCGGGACAGAACUCGGCACUCGUCAGAAUAGAAGAACUUUGUCCUUUCCCCUUGGAGGCACUUCAGCAACAAAUGGAAAAAUACAAAAAUGCAAAAGACUUUAUAUGGAGUCAAGAAGAGCCAGAGAACAUGGGCCCAUGGUUUUUUGUAUCUCCCAGGUUUGACAAACAGUUAGCAUGCAAGUUAAAGUUGGUGAGCAGACCCUCUCUUCCAGUACCUGCAGUUGGAAUUGGAACUUUACAUCAAGAACAAAAUCAAGACAUUCUCACCAGAACCUUCUCCUGAAAGGAAAACCUAGUGUUUCUGCUCUAUGGUGCUUGAUUAUGAAAAAGUCUGACAACUUAAAAUUGAGAGAAUACCACUGAAUUGAAUUUUUUAAUGAAAUGUUACUUUUUUUUAUUAGGGAAAAUGGAAUUUGAUUUUCUCAAAUCAUGGAAAUUAUUACAACUAAAUUCAGUCAAAAUAAGAAUUAAAAUCCUGAGCUAGUUAAGAGUUGGGCAUACAAUGUGAACUGGAGUUUUGUAAGUAAAUGUCUAUGGUUUGGUGUACAUGUUCUUGAGUUCCAAAAGCAAAUUCAUUCAUGGCUUCUUAGCAGAUUUUCUUCAAGAUUUUGUUAAUUAACUCAAUUUAAAUUCCCCAGCUAUUGCAGCAGGAAUUUAAGUAUCCACAUCUUCAGUCUCGGCAUCUGGAUUACUAGUCCAACAACUCUGCUGUCUUCCUUGUAUUUGGUUGAAGAUAAUUGAAUAAUGACAAGGGAGAUGUAUGUCUACAGUUCAUUCCGGGCUAAAAAAAAGUAAGCAUUAUUUACAGCACUUGACUGUGCCUGUAAAUCACAAUUAUUUGCAUUAUUUUGGCUGUUAAUUUAUGCAACAAGUGUGUUUUCUGACAUAGAGAAUAAUGAAACAGUGAGAAAAAGUAAUCCCAUUUGAUCUACUUUUCUCCCCAAUGGAUUUUGGUUACUUUUUUUUGUUGAACAGUGUGGAGGUGAGGUGAACAGAGUAGAAGUCAUUUUUACCAAUUAGUUUGCAUUUCUCUAAAUCUAAUUUUAAUGUGUAGCCUUCUAAUGGGCAUAAUUUUAAGGUGGAGUGGUAGCAUUUGGUUGAACUGGUCAUUUUUUAGUAGGGGAAUGCAAGUUAUUUAGACUUGGUAAUGCAGUUUUUGAGAAGAUUUAUAGAUCAGGUUGAGGUUCAGGUUGUAAGUUUGCUCGCUUAGCUGGAAGGUUUGUUUUCAGACGUUUUGUCACCAUGCUAGGUAAUAUCAUCAGUGAACCUCCAGUGAAGUGCUGUGUUAUAUCCCGUUUUCUAUUUAUGUGUUAUGGUCUCGUAAAGUGGGUGAUAUCACUUCUGAUUCUUUUUCUUAGGAGAAUGGUAAAUGGAAUCCAAAUUGAUGUGUUAAUUGAUCGAGUUCCAAUUUGAAUGCCAGGCCUCUAGGAAUGCCCGUGUGUCUCUGUUUAGCUUGUCCUAGGAUGGAUGUGUUGUCCCAGUUGAAGUGAUGUCCUUCUUCGUCUCUAAUGAUGCCAGUGAGAGUGGGUCAUGUCUUUUGGUUGCUCGUGUAUCCUGCUGGCUAGUUUUCUGCCUGUCUGUCCAAUGUAAUGUUUACCAUACAUCAAAUACAUCGCUGAAAUAACUACCAGACAACUCUGACCCUUUGGCAUCAUGGUAAUCCACAAACCUAUGUACACACAAAGAGCAGCUGAUGAACCUAAAGGACCCUAUACAAACAACCAGCAAAAUGAAUGUAAUUUACAAAAUACCAUGCAAGGACUAUAACAAACAAUCCAUCUGACAGACCAGGCAAAAAACUAGCCACCAGGAUAAAUGAACAUCAACUAGCCACCAAAAGACAUGACCAAUUAUCCCUAGUACCAUUACAUACAGACAAAGGACACCACUUUGACUGGGACAACACAUCCAUCCUAGGACAGGCUAAACAGAGACACGCACGGGAAUCCCUAGAGGUCUGGCAUUCAAACUGAAUGCCAUCAAUAAACACAUCAAUUUGGACCCCAUUUACCAAUUCUGAGA